This is a messenger RNA of Grosmannia clavigera kw1407, 1395 nucleotides long. Its product is annotated as vacuolar segregation protein. The coding region runs from base 1 to 1395 and encodes 464 amino acids. Gene Ontology annotation, molecular function: metal ion binding. The record is from RefSeq and is a predicted model, not a curated record. The transcript has a single exon. Lineage: Eukaryota; Fungi; Ascomycota; Sordariomycetes; Ophiostomatales; Ophiostomataceae.
AUGUACCAAACGAAGCUAUCAAGGGCAGCGAAAUACGACCCGAUACGUGGCUACUGGGUUCGUGUGUGUGAGACGUGCUACAAAUCACGACCGGGCUACAACGAACACCGAGGAGCGGAGAUUGACCUUACGAGAAAGUUCAUGGCGACACGCCAACAGCGAAUCGAGCGGCAAAACCUGGAGAUCGGAAGGCUGGAAAAGCGGCUGACUAAGCUGACACAGCUAAUCGCAGACGCCGCACCAGAUCUGGCGAUAACGGCAGGGGGCACUCUGGCGGGCCACAAUAAAGCGAGGAAGGCCAUUGAGCAGUCUGUGGUGACGUGGGAGGAUGACGCGGCAGUGGUCCGAUGUCCCUUUUGCCAGCAAGAGUUUGGAACCUGGACGUUUCGGAGACACCACUGUCGGAUAUGUGGCAGGGUUGUGUGUGCGGACCCGCAGACAGAGUGCUCGACCGAGGUCGGACUGAGUGUGGCUGCCCACAGGGAUAUCGCCGCCGACCGGAUGAUAAGUCCGGCAGCGUCAGAGAAGACGCAUGCGCACACGGCCGAGAGCGGCAGCACUCGGACGGCGAGUACGGCUGCUGGGCAGGUCAGUGUCGACAUCCGAAUGUGCCGAGACUGCAAGGCUACCAUCUUUUCCAAGCGAGACUUUGAAGAGGAGAUGUCACGGAAGCCACCAGAUCAGCGUGCCUACGAGACACUGAGGCAAUUCGAGUGGGGCAUCCGGCAGAUGAUGCCGCUAUUUCAACGGGCCCUGCAGUCGCUACAGGCUGAUGGGCCGGGCAAGCCGCCACCGACUCACGGCCAGAUCCAGGAGGCGGCCAAGAUUCGCAAGCGAUUGAUGGACAGCUUCGCCAAGUACAAUUUGGCGGCGGUGAGGCUACGCGACCUGAGCACACAGAACCCGUCACAGAAGCGGCUGCAAAGGGCUGUGUACACAGCGGCGUCUACGUUUCUGCAUGCCAACAUGGUGCCGCUGAAGCAUUUGCCGAAGAUGCUGCGCGCGAAGCAGCCCGGCGCUGCCAACGCCUUGAGCCCGCACCGGAAGGCGCUCUCUCCGCUGAAUGGCAGCGGCCUGCACCUCUCGCCUCUGCGCAAUGGCGAGCUGCUCGGCGAUGGAGACACGGCCAGCCUGGCUGGCAGCGAGGUGAGCACGGCGGUCUCGGCACUGGAGACGGAGGAGAAGGAGCUGCGGGAGAAGCUGGUUGUGCUGGAAGAGCAGCGGUUCCUGGUGCAGCAGAUGGUGGACAACGCCCGCGGCUCGCGGCGGUUUGAGGAGGUGGGCGCCCUGAGCCGCAAUGUCGAAGAGCUGGACCGGGAGAUUGCACGGCUGAAGCAUCAGGUCGGCGGCGUGGAAGAGAGAUGGGAGGGCCUUUAUGCAAUCGGUGCACCGUGA